AAUGUAAAAUUAUUUUUCUAUUUAAUGCUUCUUCGUUAAUUCCAUAUGUAUGUCCCAAUCUUUUUUUCCCCCUUGUUUCCUGCUUUGCCAUUUGAAUAUCUGUGAGGAUUCUUCAGUCCAGUUGUCCUUCUCACAGACACCACAGAUCCCUGCAGAAGACACUGAAUUCAGACAGAGGCUGGAUGACUGGAAGUCUCUGAUGACAUGCCCACUAAAAGUCUAUCGGCAACUGUAUGAGAGAACCAGAUGGAAAAGUGAAAGCAAAAGAAAAAGCUAAAGAGAAAGUGAAGGAAGCAUUACAAGAGCUUAAAAAGGCAAAAGAGAAAGUUGAAACAAGGAAGAAAGUUAAGAGACCCAAACCUAUAAGAGCUGCUGAGGAAGAGAAGUCUAAGAAAGCAAAGAAAGAAAAGGCAGAGCUGAAAGUGGUAAAACUGAAAAAGGAAAAGCCUGUGAACAAACCUGAAAUGAGGCAAAAGGGAUCUGCAAAAGAGAAGAAAGACAAGGUUGAGAAAGUGAAAAUAAAGGAAAAGUCUGAGUCCUUGAAAGAGAAGGUUACAAAGCUUUUUGAAAAGCUUAAAGGUGCAAAACGUGUGCCUAUGAAAGAUAAAAAGGAAGCCACUAAGAAUCUCAUGGUUAAAACUAGCAAUAAGGAGAAGGAAAAGGGGAAUAAGAUAUGAAGAUAUCACAAUGUGUGAGACACAUUGUUCGAGCUGCUGCCUAUGUUGACCUUCACUGUGACAACAAUCUAGUAGAUCCCCUCAACCAUUUUUACUAUACUUUGCUGGUAUAAGUGAUUUAAUUGCACCUAGUAGUGCUUUAAUGCUUGAACUUGAGCAACUUAAACUGAUAGUUUAAUAUAUAUAUUAAUAAAAAUAUAUUUUAGCAAAACUGAACUUUGUUUUCUGCAUUUUGGUAGCAAUUCUCUUGUAACUAAUGAAAAUGGUGAAUCUGAAAAAUACUACACAGAACAGGAAAUGCUGCUUCUCAUUCAUACACUAGUACUAGUUAUCUACAUAAAUGAGACUAUUUAUUUGUUUUUAAAUGGUGUAUUAAAACUGAAUUCUCAUUAUUAAAACAUCCCCUGAGAUCCUUAUUUUGUGAACUUACCCCUAGGUUUACUAUGUAUGAGCCUGUACAAUUCUUAUUAAAGCAUCAGUUAUGAAACACAA
Molecule: messenger RNA, 1169 nt
Organism: Carcharodon carcharias (great white shark)
Lineage: Eukaryota; Metazoa; Chordata; Chondrichthyes; Lamniformes; Lamnidae
Product: stress response protein NST1-like
Exons: 3
Coding region: 234-677 (147 amino acids)
Source: RefSeq, a predicted model, not a curated record